UUCGAGCCGUAUAAAAAUUGGGGACUCUCAAAAGGGAAACCCGUACAUAUCAAAAAAAAACAAAAAGUGACACCCGUUCCUCCAUAAAACACCCGUGCCCACACGGUACCAGCUGUACCCCCCGGUAUCUGGUCAGAUUAACCAACUUUGACCUGGGCAGCUCGCUUGGUCGUCCUUCUUGUCCUCUGUCGUGGUCAAUGUAAUCCAUUCGCCUAUGUCCACCGGUUUGUAAGCAGUUGCUGCAUCAUCGCAUUGAAUUGAAAAUUACUCACAAACAAAAACAAAAAAUUACAACGCCAAACUUUCAAUACUUCUACAACCCACUCAUCAAACGAAAUGGGAGUCAAUAACUUCCCAUCGCCAUUCAAUUCCAAGAAAUUGAUUUCUGAGAAAUCGGUUGUCAAACAUACUCCCGUGGAUGAGGGUGAUUCGCAUCUUGAGUCGCCUGAGCCAUCGCUAGCAUUAGCCGCCCAGCUCAGACCACCACCAAUCAAUGGGUCUAAUCCAGAUGACUUGGUUAAUUGGAUCGAUCAGUUGGGUAUAACGCUUGAUGAGACACUCAAAUCACACAAUGAUGAAUUAAAGUCUUUGACAAAUGAAAACUAUCAAACAAUAUUGAAAAAUAAGUAUAAAUCAGAAAUCAUUGACGAUUCUUUUCAAAAACUAAAUAAAAUUUUACCUGCUCAAGAGCAAUUACAGGAGAGUUCUCAAGAUAAGCAUCACGGAUACUCUGAAGAUGUCCAGGAAGAUGUCGAGGAAGAUGACCAGGAAGAUAUCCGUGAAGAUAUUCGAGAAAACUCCCUGCAUCCCGAAUCAGAUUAUGAUCAUCCUGAAGACGAUGAUGUGAUAGAAAUCCUAUCUUCUGAACCCGAUCAUCCAAUUGAAGCAUUACCAAAGAAGCCUUCUUUAAUAGACUCUGGAAAUAAAUAUAUUUUUGGAAAUGAUUACAAUGACAUACAUGUGGAUGAGGAAGAUGAUGAUGAAGAAGAAGACGAAGACGAAGAAGAAGACGAAGACGAAGAAGAAGACGAAGAAGAAGACGAAGACGAAGAUGAUGAAGUAGUCGAAGAGGUAGAAGAAGAAGAGGAAGAUUACGAUGAAGAUAAUGAAGCCAAUGAAAUCAAUGAGCAAUACGAUAUGGAUCAGGAUCUGAAUCAAUACCUGGACCAGGAAGCUCUGGGGCAUUUCAAUAUACCGAAUUGGUACACUCAAGAACCUCAACAAACUAGCUCGGGUGUAUCAUACCACAUUCAAGAUGGAAGACCUCGCUUAUCUGACUAUACACCUUAUGACCAAGAAGUGCAAUCUCAAGCUUCAAACCAUAGCAUCUCAGAUACCAAUGAAUCUGAUCAAGAGUCUGAUCAAAAUAUUAAAUCUAAUGAUUCUGAUAAUGAAACUCACUCGAAUAAAUACAAUGAUCAAGACGCCGACGAAAAUAAUCAAUCAAACCUCUUUGUCAAUCAAUCUGACCAAGACUCCGAUGUUCUAGUGGUAGAUUCCCAUAAUGAAAGUCAACCACUCCAAUCCUUGGAAUACAAAAAUCAUGAUUAUAAUGAUCACCAUAAUGAAACUAUCGAAAAACCCCAAUAUAGUGAUGAAAAUAAUUUCUUUGCAAAUCAAGACUUACUAAGUUUGGCUGAAACUGCUCUCAAUAAUGCUUCAAACGAACCUACUAACGAUUUAUCUCAACAGAAAUCUAUAAUUGAUAAUACCCGCUCAAAAGAUUUUGUUAACAGUGAUUAUAAUGCUGACAACGAAUUGACUGAUUAUAACCCUAAUCCAGUAGCAAAUAAUAAAGUAUCUCCAGAUAAUGAAGAAAUUACCGCUCCGGUCCCCGAAUCUUUUGAAUUGACUGAUGAGUUACCAACUUCAUUAAAAAUAGAUGAGGUUGAUGAUAAUAUAACGGAUGGAUCCAUGGCGGAUUCUGAAAAGCUUUCAGAUAAAGAUGCUCCAGAAUCUCAAACACAACCAGCAUUAAAUUCAGAUCCCCCAAGCCCAAGCCGGUCUUUCCCUAUCUUCAAAACUGUUGAAAACGAAGACCCAGAAAGCGUUCUUGAUCAAUUAAAGGAAACAGAGAAAAAAUUCAAUAUUAAACUUCAUUCAGUUCAAGAUUUGGAAGAAGAGAUUUCUCAAAUUAAAUCUUCAAGAAGUGUCUCCAUUGAACCUAAUGUAUCGCAAUUCAAUGAAACCGUCUAUUUUGAUACGAAUAAUAUUGAAGGUAUAAAAGAAGAACCCGAAGCUGACAGUACAAGUACAUAUUUCGACGCUAGUGUUGGUGAGGCUGAUCAGAAUCUCAAUCUCGAGGUCAAAGAAAAUGAUCCAACUUCUUCAAAUGAAGAAACAAGUAUUUAUGAGGACGCACCGAAUUAUGAUUCUAAUGUCCCCGACACAUCUUUUCAACAAAUAUUAGAAGAUGAAAAUCAUGUUAUAAAUAGCGGAACCCAUGAAUCCCCUAUUGAAAUUGAUCUAGAAUCAGAUGAUGAUGCAACCGAAGAGGCAGAUCAAGCAAGAAUUGAAACGGAUGAUCAAGACUCUGUUCAAAUUAACCUCGAAGACCAAACUUAUGAAGAAGACGAGAUGGAAGUGGCCCCAGGUUUUGCAUCAAGUACCCCACAACAACCCCCCGAUGAUGAGGACGAAAUAUUUGAUAAUAUCACCAGAGAAGUUGACCAUUUCAUUCAAAGCCAACUGAAUGAAGAACAUUCAACUCAUGAUACCACUCACUCAAAAGGCGCUGAUGAGACAGUGUACGAAUCAUUUCAAAAUUUAUCAAAUUUUCAAAACACUCUGUAUGAAGAUGCUGCAAACAUACUUGGUAAUAAUAAUAUGCUCGUAGAUCAUGAAGAAGAAAAGUUAGAAAACAUUGACGAUACAAAUUUGCCUUAUAUUGAACAACAAACUGCUUCAGAUAACGGAAAUGAUGAUGUCGGGAUGGCUGCAUCAGAGUCUAUAAAUGAAAAUGAUCAUCUCGAAACUGAUAAAAGCCUCCAUAAAGAAGACAUUUUGGAUAAUCCUGAUGAAAUAGAAAAAAAAUCCAACCAUUCUAUAGACAAUAGCCCAAGCUAUGUUGAUGCUGAAGAUAAUAUAGAGAGCGCGAUGGAAGACGAAGAGAAUUCUCCUGAGGAUGUUUUGCACUUGACAAAACAAAGUGGAAUUCAAACUCACACGGACGACAAUAAGUUCACGCCAGAUGAAAGAUUAAGCGGAUAUGAAUCAGUAAAUGAAGGAGCUACAGAAAAUUCCAAUCACACAGUAAAUAAAGGAUCCAAUGCUUCUAAUGAUUCAAGCAUUUCUGAAGCUUCUGAACAUGAAAUGGAAAGACGUUCUCAAGAGCAAGAUUUUUCUGAACUUGAUGAGAAAUUAGUUGAAGAAGUCACUGAAAGCAAUUCGGUUGAUACAACUCAUUAUGAAGAUGCAAUUGAUAAUGGCUCAAUCGAAGGUGAGGCAGAAGAAGAAAAAAUGGGAUUUGGCGCUCAAAAAUUUGAAGCUGAAACAUCAAAUGAAGUCCCCAAGGGUGAAUUUGAAAAUAUUGGUUCCCCAAAAAUACUUGAAAGAUCCGAAUCAAUUGAAAAUCAUGGUGUAACUGAAAGCCCUAAAGACACUGAGGAUAAUAAAGCUGCUGAAGUCGUUGAAGCUUCGCCCGAUGCCAUUAUAAUACCUACUGAUAAAUUUGAAUCGCCAGUGAAAGACUCCAAGAUCUUUCUUGAAAAUCCUGAAUCUCACGUUGAAAGUAACGGCAACAGUACUAAAGAAGAAGAUACAGCUUCUGCAGUGGAGCUUAUUGGAGAUUUUGAAUCAGCUAAACCUGAAGAAAAAUACGAAAAUCUUAUCAGAGAAGGUGCCGAAACAUCGAAACCGGAUGAUGAAGGUGAGACUUCUGACUCCGUAGCCGCAGAUGUUGAACUACCUAAGCAACCUGAAGAGCACAAGGGAUCCGAUUAUUCAUCUAAAGACUCACAAUCCCCUAAUCAGAGUAGAAUAGAAGAAGUGAAUUCUAUACAUGAAAGUUCUUCAAUAGAAGACCUUUCCGAAAACAGCUCUAAUAACGGACAAGCUCACGAAGUGCCUACUGGCAAGACCCAUUAUGAAAGCGUGGAUACGGACAUACGUAUAGAAGAACCGCUUGAGAAUGCAGAUCAACCAUUCAUCUCUUACCAAGAUACCACGUCCGUUCAAAUGCUAGAUGACGUUUUAAUUCGUCCAACUAAUAUUGUUGAGCCUGCAGAAGAGUCAACUCCUGAACAGUUGGAGGGCCCCCCUGAAUUGAAUACACAUGAAGCAUUUGACUCAAACAGUGAGAUGAUUCAGCCAACUAAUAUCGUGGAACCUGAGGAACUCGAAGAAAAAAUCUUCGCCACAGAAAUUGAUCCAGAAUCAGUAAUAUUCAAUGAUUCAGCAUCAAUCAUACCAACUUCUGUAGUUGAGGCCGUAUCUUUACGUGGAACGCCGACUAUAGAAGACAGAAAGAUGGAGUUUGAUGCUGAAGAAUUGCCAGAUAGAGAUCAAGAUUCAGAGGCAUCAAGAGAAUCAAACGGGGGAAUCAAACGCAAAAGUGAUAUAUCUCCUUCAAAUGGUUCUAAUGUCAAAAAAUUUAAAAAGUCAAUGUUCAAUCCAUUUUCUUGGUUCUUUUCGAGAACUAAUGAGAGAUCACAUUCUGCUCCUUCUUCAGCAGCAGCAGCUGAAUAUAACAUCAACCAUGAUGAAGGCUUCUCACGUCCAAUAUCUGCACCAGAGCUUGAACCAGUCUCAAGCUCUAACGAGUCGUCAGAUUCGGAUAUUGAUGUCGAGGAAAGUGCUUCAGAUAAAGACAGUGCGUCUUCUGAGAAUGGUCGGCAAGAAUCUAAUGAUACAGAUGUAGGAGCUGAAGAGAAGGAUCACAGUGACACGGAAAAUCAUAUUGUAGUCGAUCUGCAAAAAGUAACUGUGCUCCCACCUCAAAGUACUGAAGAUGACAUCCUGGAUAAUGAUCCGAAAGAUUUGUCUAUUAUUCAUCUGGAUAUCAAGUCUGAAAAACCAAACGAUAAAACACAACACGAACUGGAAGGUCAAGCUGAGGAACAGUCAAGCCAUGAAAAGCAGCCAAUUCAAGAAGACAUUGGCCCAGACCAAAUUGGUCAAGAACAAAUCGAUCAAGAACAAAUCGAUCAAGAACAAAUCGAUCAAGAACAAAUCGAUCAAGAACAAAUCGAUUCAGAUUUCAAACAAAGAGAAUUUGAAAACGAACACAUUGAUAAGGGAGAACAUGACUUCGAGCAAAAACAAACAGUAGCAACAGAGGAAAAUGUUUCAACUGCUGAGAAGGGAUUUGUGCAAAAUCAAACGAAUAAUCUGGCACCCAAAUUCCAGUUGGCCUCUAAUGCUGAUAAAGAGAAAGAAGAAGGUGUGAAUCCAGUGGAAAAGGACACAACUUUUUUGAAAGCUACGGAAACUAGAAAUGAUGAGCAGCUCAGAGAAAUAGAUGACGAAAGUCUUUUGGGUCCUGCUGCAGAUGAUAUACCUGAUACCAUAUUAGAAGUCGAGGAUCUACCCGCUGAAGGAAUUACUGAAAAUCCUCCUUUAAGAAGUAAUGAAGCUACAGAGAAUGAAAAAAGCACGCAUGAAGACAGAGAAGAACUCCAAGUAGAUCAGGCAUAUGAAGGAAAUGAUGACAAAAAUAAUGAUCAUUUUGCAGGUCCUAUUAAUACUUCACAAGUUUCACACAGUUCCCCAGUAUCGCUAAAAGCGAACGAUGAAGCAGCUAAAGUGAAGGGUGAAUCAGGAAUUUUAAAUUAUCUUCUUGAAUUGGCAAAGACAAAGGAGAAUGAUAAUGAAGAUGAAUCUAAUGCUGACGAGAAGGAAGAUAACUAUGUGUCCGUAUCGAAGGAUACUGAAACAAGCGAAACCCAAUUCAAAACUGAUUUUGAUACUGAUGAUAAGAAUGAAGAAAAUCGAAGUGAGACUGAAUCGGUAAAUUCAGAAAUCGCGGCAGCAUUCUUAAGAGUAGCUAAGGAAGCUAAGGAAAAGAAUGAACCUCUCGAUUUCUCUGAAAAGGAUGAAAUAAUAAAGACCGAAGAACAAACGGAUAAAGUACCUGAAGAUUCCACCGGAACAUCAGAGAAGUACACAGACGAUGAAAAGACGAAAAACAAACCGGAAGACUCUGAAAGUGCAGAAUCAGGUCUGAUUGAAAAAAAUGACGAUGGCCACUUUACUGCUUUGAAGGCUGAGGACCAAAUGCCUGACACUCCAAUUAAGAUAGCUGACCAAGAAGCACAAACUAAAAGCCCCAAAAUUGAAGACGAGAUUCCUAAGCUAGCUCUUCCUAAACAAAGAAAAAAGAAAGCCAGGAAGACCAGAGCUGUUCCCAAAAAGAAAAAAGGUAAGACAUUACCAAAAAUGCAGAUACCUGCUGAUAGGGACUUUUCGAACAGUGAAUUAUCACCGAUUACUAAGGAAGAUUCGCUGAUAGCAUCACACACUCGCUCUAAUUCAAGAAAGGUGUCUUGGCAGACUGAUACCAUAGAUCACCCUGCCCAAAGGACACGUUCCAAAUCUCCGUUGAAACGUAGUAUUCGAGAGCUUUCGUCGGACAUUGAAGAAGGCAUUGUACCAAUCAAGAAGAAGAGAGGUAGGCCCAAGAAAGUAAAGAACCCUGAUGUUGAUGAAAAGAAAAAGAAGCAAGAACAGGAAGUUCGAGGCCGUGGUAGGAAAAGGGACUAAAUAAUAAACACCUUGUAUAAUUAGUAAUUGAAUUAAUUCUAUUAAUUAAUAAAUAAAGACAUAACGCU
Hyphopichia burtonii NRRL Y-1933 is the source of this 6767-nucleotide messenger RNA. RefSeq lists its product as uncharacterized. Bases 337 to 6699 code for a protein of 2120 amino acids. Lineage: Eukaryota; Fungi; Ascomycota; Pichiomycetes; Serinales; Debaryomycetaceae. The transcript has a single exon. The record is from RefSeq and is a predicted model, not a curated record.